ACAGACCAGCUUAUUGGUUGUUUUUACUCUAUCGAAGAUCUAAAAAACAGUACAUAAAAAGAUCUUCUUCUUCAUCAGUCAGUCAGAAUCGGGAUGGGUAACUGUCACACACUUUUCACCGGACAACCUGAUCCUAUUUCAACGGAAGAGCGUGUGAAAGUCUUCACGGUGGCGGAGCUGAAAAAAACAACUAAGGAUUUUAGUAAGGGGAUGGUAAAAGGAGAGCGCUUUGGCAGCCAUGUCAGGGGAUACAUCAACCCCAAGACAUUAUCCCCAGCCAAAGAAGGGGUUGGCAUGGCCGUAGCGGUUAAGAGAUUUUACAUGUUCAAGGAUCUUGAUCAAGAUUUGCAAGAUUGGCUUAUUGACCUAGAGUUUCUACGACGUAACUCUCAUCCGAGCUUGGUGAAGCUCAUUGGCUAUGGUUCGGAUCGUCGUACGUUGUUCAUUGUCGCUGAAUACUUUCCAAUCGGAAGCCUAGAAAAUCACAUCUAUAGAGAGACUCGUCCAAAGCCGUUGUCCUGGGAGACGCGACUUAACAUAUCCAUAGGAGUGGCUCAGUGUCUUGCUUUCUUGCACUCUUGGAAGAAAACCAGUCUUUCUCGCCGAUAUCUCACCGCUUCUAAAAUCCUGCUCGAUUUGGAGUUCAACGCAAGAGUUUCCUAU
Raphanus sativus (radish) is the source of this 663-nucleotide messenger RNA. Its product is annotated as probable serine/threonine-protein kinase PBL10. Lineage: Eukaryota; Viridiplantae; Streptophyta; Magnoliopsida; Brassicales; Brassicaceae. The transcript is spliced from 5 exons. Gene Ontology annotation, biological process: protein phosphorylation. The annotation marks the transcript as partial. Gene Ontology annotation, molecular function: ATP binding; protein kinase activity. The record is from RefSeq and is a predicted model, not a curated record.